AUGAUCGAUCCCGACAACGGAUCCAGCAGAAAUCUGCCAAACAAGACCCCUUGCCUGAGCUAUUGGCAACGGACCACCCGUGCAUUUCCUCAUCUUCGAGCUCAGUGUAUGGAUCCUGUACCCGCCGACUCGCAGUAUGUGAUCAUCGGAUCGGGGAUAUCGGGGGGGUUGACAGCCUUUGAGCUCCUGGAAGCGGGAGUUUCUGCAGAGAAGAUUGUCAUCCUCGAGGCUCGCGAAGCCGCCAGUGGUGCCAGUUCGCGAAAUGCGGGCCACGUGCGACCGGACGCAUUUCGUGGUUUCAGCGCCUACGCGAAACUUCAUGGUCCUGCACAGGCCCUCGGCAUCAUCUCCGACGAGCGUCGGGUGCUGGAAAAAGUCGAUGAGUUUGUGGCGAAAUAUCACGUUCCCUGCGACUUUCAUUUGACCUCGACAUUCGAUGUGUGUAUGACUCCUGAAUUCGCGAAGUACGAAGCAGAAAGUUUUGAACAAUUUCGAGCGGCUGGUGGUGAUGUAUCGCACAUCCGUUUCUAUGAAGGUGCAGAAGCGCGGGCGAAGACCAGAAUCCCCGACGCCAUUGCAGCUUACGAGUGGCCGGCCGGGUCCAGUCACCCAGCUAAACUGGCGCACUUCUUACUGGAAUCGGUCAUCGAUCGAGGCGUGAGGCUGUUCACUUUCUGUCCCGCCACCGAGAUUGUUCAGUCGAAGGAGUUGGCGACGUGGGACUGUCAUACACCACGAGGCAUGAUCCGUGCAGAAAAGGUCAUUCACUGCACCAACGCCCACGCGGCUCUGCUGUUGCCUCAGCUGGAGCCCUAUCUUCGUCCCAACCGCGCUCAGGCCCACUCGCUCAUCCCUCCACCAGCAUUCGCAGGAAGGAAUACCCUGGAGCAGACCUUUUCUCUGCGAUACAGCCUUCAUCAUUUCUACUCAUUGAUCCAACGUCGCGGGGAUGGCACACUCAUCUGGGGGGUCUCCCGCUCCAAUCCGACGCUCAGUGCCGAGACGUUGGCAAGUCGCUACAGCAUCGACGAUUCACAUUUCAAUGCGGAAAUUAAGGGGGAUGCGCUCAGCAGCUUCAAUGAAAUCUUUCCGGACCCAUCACAGGGGAUGGGCGAUGUGCAUGGUGAAGGUUUCGACCACGCAUGGACGGGGAUCAUUGGUAUGACCACCGAUUCGGUUCCCUUUGUCGGGGCCAUCGAAUCGUUGCCCGGCCAAUUCAUCUGUGCGGGCUUCAACGGUCACGGAAUGGCGCGAAUCUUUACUUGUGCCCCAGGGCUUGUGAAGCUGAUUCUCGGGGGGAAGUGGAGUGACACUGGGCUGCCCAAGUGCUUCCAGUUUACCCCCGAACGACUGGCCCGAUUUACCGAAGGAGAAUUUCCAUCGAUAUGGUAG
Molecule: messenger RNA, 1392 nt
Organism: Penicillium oxalicum
Lineage: Eukaryota; Fungi; Ascomycota; Eurotiomycetes; Eurotiales; Aspergillaceae
Product: NAD(P)/FAD-dependent oxidoreductase
Exons: 3
Coding region: 1-1392 (463 amino acids)
Cellular component (GO): cytoplasm
Molecular function (GO): oxidoreductase activity
Source: RefSeq, a predicted model, not a curated record